UGCGGAAAUAAGUCGCCACUGGCUGUUGUGUGUACUACUUACACACACCCAUGGUUGACUGUACUUCUGCAUACUAGACAUCCACGGUCCACUUCCACAGAGGGCGUGAGUGAAACCAUGAGCGGAGAAAGUGCAUCACUGCGGGACGCCCAGAGCUCCGCAAACCGCGUCUCCUUCUCCCUUUAAAUCCUCCGGUGGGUCUGUUUGUUUUUUAAACACCACAACACAGCAUCGACCUGCCGGGUGUCCGGCCUGGCCGUGGAUCAUGUGGCUGAAUCCAGAGGAAGUUUUGCUGAAAAACGCGCUGAAGCUUUGGGUGACGGAGAGAAGCAAUGAUUUCUUCCUCCUGCAACGACGCCGAGGACACGGAGACUCUGGGGGCAAACUCUCAGGUCUCCUGGUGGGUGCGCUGGACACGAUGCUGGACUCCAACGCCAGGGUCACGCCCUUCAGGAUCCUCCACCAGAUCCCCUGCUCCCAGGUCAGCUGGGUCAUCGCUAGUGGGGCCACCAUAGAGGAGGUCAGCCGCCACUGGGACUGGCUGAACCACAAUGUUCUCCACUUGCUCUCGGUUUUCGAGAACAAGGCCGACAUCUCCAGCUUUGUUAAAGGGAAGGUCAAGGGUCUGAUAGCGCAGGAGGCGCGGGGUCGACAGACGGCCCAGGAGGAGGACCCGGAGCGCUUCCGGGAGGCGCUCCAGAAGUUCAAGCUGCACUUCGGCCUCCCGCCACAGGAGGUGCUGGUGGCGCAGUUCCCCUGCUGCUGCUGGAAGGGCCGGGUCCCACGCCAGGGCGUACUGUACCUCAGCACCAAUCACAUGGCAUUCUACUCCUUCCUGCUGGGCAAGGAAGUAAGGUUUGUGGUGCCGUGGGCGGAGGUGAGACGGGUGGAGCGUGUGUCCGCGGGCCUGAUGACGGAGGUGGUGCGGGUGGGCACCAGGCAGCGGCAGCGGGACUUCUCCAUGUUCCUGAACCUGGACGAGGCCUUCGGGCUCGUGGCCCAGCUGGCCGACAUCGCCCUGCGGAGGCUGCUGGACAGCGAGGGUCUGGAGCUGGACCGCUCGCUGCAGCAGCCCACCCGCAUGACCAAGAGGGUUCUGGAGGAGCAGGCUCUGAGGGAGUACGUCCUGGCUCUGUUCUGGCUGCCCCGGGCCGAGCGGCUCCACGAGGUGGCCUCCUGCUCCGUGUGGGCCCCCCACGCCCGCACGCACACGGCCGGGACGCUCUACACCACCGACAGCUACCUCGGCUUCUCCGGCCGGGGGGAGGGCAGCUGUCUGCUGCUCAUACCCCUCUGUGAGGUACUGUCGAUAGAGAAGGCCGAGAGCUCCAGCCCGCUGCCCAACCCGGUGAUAGUGAGCAUUCGAAGUAAGAAGGCCUUCCAGUUCAUCGAGCUGCAGGACAGAGAUGACCUGGUGGUCAGCCUCAACGACCGGCUCAGAGCGCUGCAGUGGAAACACUCCAUGUAUGCCAACAAACCUGCCCGGAAACCACUGAGCCCCCAGACACCCUACUACACCUUCUACUAUGACACGGGCUGCUCCGACGAGGAGGAGGUGGAGGAGCAGGUGCUGCGCAACACCGUCAACACAGAGGCCCUUAUGACCGCCUUCAACCACGGGCUCCAUGGAGAUAACAACCUCCACAGCAAGAGUAUGGAGGAGCGUCUGCUGCAGCUGUGGGAGGAUCACUUCAGUGAGUUCGGACGCGGCGUCCACAUGUUCCGCACCGACAGGAUGGACAGGCUGGUUGCUAUGGGGAUCCCAGACUCACUGAGAGGAGACCUUUGGAUGACCCUAUCUGGCGCGGUGACGGAGCUGGCCUCCCACCAGGGUUACUACACCGACCUGGUGCAGCGGGCCAUGGGCCAGAGCACCCUGGCCACAGAGGAGAUCGAGAGGGACCUCCACCGCUCCCUCCCUGACCACCCCGCCUUCCAGAACCCCACCGGCAUCGCCGCCCUCCGGAGGGUGCUCACCGCCUAUGCCCACCGCAACCCCAAGAUCGGAUACUGCCAGUCUAUGAACAUCGUGGCGUCGGUGCUGCUGCUGUACUGCCGGGAGGAGGAGGCCUUCUGGCUGUUGGUCGCUGUCUGUGAGAGGAUGCUGCCCGACUAUUUCAACCGCAGGGUCAUAGGAGCCCAGGUUGACCAGUCUGUGUUUGAGGAGCUGAUCCGGGAGCGUCUCCCUGAGCUGGCGGAGCAGAUCCCGGACCUGUCGUCGCUGUCGUCCCUGUCCCUGUCCUGGUUCCUCACCCUUUUCCUCAGCGUUCUGCCCUUCCCCAGCGCCCUCUGCGUGCUGGACUGCUUCUUCUCCCAGGGCAUCCAGGCUGUCUUCCAGCUGGGCCUGGCUGUGAUGCAGGCAAACGCGUCGCAGCUCAGUGCCAGCUCCGAUGAGGGACAAGCCCUCAUGGUGCUCAGCAGUUUUCUGGACCAGGUGAAGCUUGAGGAGGAGCCGGUUUCUCCACCUCUUUCACCACCUGCGAUGGAGGAGAACAGCAUCAUCAUCUCCCCCACUAGACCCCCCGUCAUCACAGACCUCCUCAUCGACUCCUACCAGAAAUUCGGAGAUCUGUCGGUGAGACAGCUAGAGAGACUCCGGUGUCGACACAGAAUCCUCGUUCUGCAGGCCCAUGAAGACACCAGCAAAGAGAACACACUGAGGGUCGUAACCCCUGAGGUGUCCAUCUCCCCUGAGGACCUGGCUGACCUCUACGACCUCUUCAAGACAGAGCACUUCAUCACCCUCUACUGGGGGCAGGGCGGUGGUGCAGCGCUGGCUCUACAGCACCAUGACCCGGGGAGGCCCUACCAGGAGCAGUACCGUCUGGGCCGCGCCCAGUUCCAGAGCCUGUACGGCCUGCUGGUGCCCUGGCUGUGUGAGCAGCAGCACAGCGACACUGUGGCCAACCGCACCUUCAACCUGCUGGACCAGGACAAGGACAACCUCGUCACCUUCAGAGAGUUUGCCGGCUGGCUCGACACACUUUACUGCGAGGAUCUGAACGAGAGGAUAAGACUGCUCUACUGCCUACACAUUCCACCAGCGCUGACUGAGACGGAGGAAGACUGCCGUGGGAUGAAGGGUCCCGUGGUGUCCACCAACAGACCGCUGUAUGUGGACCGUCCCCCAGUGGUAUCAGAGGAGGUGACAGACUACCAGGAGCAACUGAAGCGCAUGUUGAAGGACCUAAUGAAGGAGAAGGAUGCGGAAAAACCACUUCCACUCAUGAACCAGCGUGAGUUCAUCCAGUUCUGCAAGACGUUGUACAGCAUGUUCCACGGUGACCCCGGCGAGAGCGAGCUCUUCCAGGCCAUCGCCACGGUUACAAGCCUGGUGCUGCAGAUCGGCGAGGUGGGCCACCGCGGGCGCCACCGCCUGGGGUCGGAGGUCAGCGACCAGGAAGAGGCGGGGCUUGGACAGGAAGUGGCAGUGACCCAGCAGGAGAAGGGGGAGGGGGAGCAGGACUGGAUGGUGAGCUUCGCCCAGAUCCUGGCCUCCCUGCUGACUGAAGCCCCUCUGGUGUUCUUCUUUGAGAAGCCUGUGGACCUGGCGGCUAAGAUCUCCCAGGCCAAGGAGGUCCAGUACCACCAGAGGGCCGCCAUACUGGCCCUCAAUCGCUGAGCCAAUCAUCUCGCCGAUCGCUGUAACCUUCCGUGGUAGGACCCCGUCGGAGGCCACACCUGGCCGACCAAUCCAACGCCGAGAGUAAACCUAGCCUGCACCAUGUAGCAAAGACCCCUGGUCUUGAAUGUGUUCUGGAGGGUUGACCAUCCAGAGGCCAUUUGGGGAGGUGGCGGCUGCUAGGUGGGAGCUAGGGCUGCAAAAUGGCUAGAGUUUCGGAGCUCAGCUGUGGAGCUCCAACAAUACAAACAUGGAAAGAUACUGAAUCCAACCAAAUAUACAACUCCUGUUCAAUGCCCGAGUAUUGGUGCCUUCUACUGGGAUUGCCCUCAUUAGGGUAUGCUUCAUCGGUUGUGUAAAGAAGGGUUCCUUGGGUCUUAAAUUGGUCCAGUUCGUAUUUCUAAAGUGUGCCACUCCAGUGUGCAUAACUCUGGGAAGGUUUGACGACAGAACAGUGACUUAAUUUAAACUAAAGCCCUUGAAUCCAUCCCAUCAUGUCCCUGCUACGUCCACCAAUCAGAAAACAGUACACAACUAACGCUACUGCUGAAUGUGAAAAAAAUUAGCUUUCAUUUUUGCCACUUUUUAAGAAACAAGCUGAGAUGAUACACACCAAAUGUCAGGAUAUUAUAUUACUAUAUUUUGUACUUUAAUUGUUUUCCUUUUUAAUGCCUUCUACCUGUUUUACAUAAUGUAAAUCAACAUAUACCGCCUGCAUCUCCCUGACAAAACGGGAACAAUUACUUUCUCCUACAUUGCCUAAUCUUCAUCUAGACCAGGGUUCAGUGUUUAUCAUCCAUAUAUUUACUGCCAAAUGUUGCAGUUGUGCCUGAGAAGAAAGCUGUGAUACUGAAUCUGUGCCUGUUAGUCCGUCUGCUGUUCUGGUUCCAUGUGUCAAAAUGUUCUUUUGAGGACAACAUUCAAACUGAACAACGGCAAUGAGCUCUCCUGUGCCUGAUAACUUUACGAGUAUUUAUUCCCUUAACUACUUUGACUAGUAGGACAAUAAUGGGAACGCCUCAUCAUGGAACACAAUCAUGUCAAGAAUGGUUAGUGAUAGUACGACCUCAGCUAGAUUGUCAAAAAUGUCACGUGUUGUUACACAAUAAAACAAACCGAAAAUCAUUCGCAUGUUCCUGCUGUAUUAUAAGUUGGAUUGCUAAUAUAUUUCCUCAAAGUAGCAUAAAAUGAUAAUAGGACAUUAGUAUUUAGUUGAUACAUAUACAGUACAGUCAAUUCGCUCAAUUAGCUGUAUUUUUGUUUUGUAUCUAUAUUUAGUUCAAGCCUGGGUAAAACACUGCAGAGCUUCGGACCACAAAGAACAGGAAUGAAAAGUCUUGAUUGCGUGUCUGACAAUUCAGAUUUAAAUUGACAACGACAACAAUGACCAUGUGUAAGGGGUUAGUGAAAAUAUUAAUAAACUCCUACAAUGAAGACGUAUCGACAUCCUUCAUAGUGCUCCACUAAUUGUCGUUGGAUUUCAGGUGCUAUACUGGUCAGGAGAUAGAUUGUGGAGCAUAGAGUAAGCAUGCUAUGCUGCAUCUGAUUAGGGUGAAGCCGAAGUACAUUGUAUAUGUUGAGGAGAAACACAGCGAUGGAUCCAUUCUUCCAGGGAUGGUUAUGAGUGCAAUGGAUGCCAUAAUGAAUUAAAUAAUAAGAAUGAAUAUUGAGGUGUUGAAGCAACACAAGGACAACACAACUCUUUGGUUAAAAUGUCUAUCAUGAAAAUAUGACAUUUCAUAAUUCUCAGCAAGUGUGGUGACAAGCCACAAGCCGGCCCUAUAUCUAUAUAUAUAUACACCAUCCUGUCUUCAAAAAUGACGCCUGCGGCCACCUGCAUUUUCUUAACUUAAUAGAAAAUAGACUACUCUUUAAAUAAGGGUUAGCCACUAUGUGUGGCUUACCCUAGAGGAGAAUGUAUGUGUGUGUGUGUGUGUGUGUGUGUGUUUGUGUGUGUUCGCGCAUUAGAUAAACAAUCAUUGCUGCAGUGAGUAAAAGAUGAGUGAAAAAUAAAAUGGCAAAUGUAACCUGGUCUUUUAACAUGUGUGGCAGAAGUUCAAUAUCUGGCGCAUCUUCAGAUAACAUACGUGGUUCUCUAACUGCAGACGGACCGGCUUCUGAUUGGUCAAACUGACCAAAGGGAGAGAAAGGAAAGAGGGUGGGGCAAUUCUAUCUCCGUGUUUGGUAUCGUGAACAGGAUUUUGUAUAUACGGGUGUUUUCAUAAUUUAAUAAAAUACAUUCAAAAAAUUAUUUUUAAAUGUAAAGCCACUUCAUUUGUGUUUUCAACUCGUACCUAGGCUCUUUCAACAAGCUUUGCCGUUUGGACACAAGACGUGCAGGUUUGCUACUGUAAAAUAAGAUGACUUCCCCUAACUGCUACAGACCACUAGAACUGUUUUUUUAACCACUUACUGAAUCGUAUAAUAAAUAAAUCAGGCAAACAGACAAGAGAAGCACACAGGAUUCAGGAUUCACAAUUUACACAUUUUAUUUCCCCAGAAGGAAACCUAGUUCUCAUCAACGUU
Molecule: messenger RNA, 6148 nt
Organism: Gadus chalcogrammus (walleye pollock)
Lineage: Eukaryota; Metazoa; Chordata; Actinopteri; Gadiformes; Gadidae
Product: TBC1 domain family member 8
Exons: 20
Coding region: 266-3622 (1118 amino acids)
Molecular function (GO): calcium ion binding
Source: RefSeq, a predicted model, not a curated record